Candoia aspera is the source of this 5475-nucleotide messenger RNA. RefSeq names its product NIMA related kinase 7 (gene NEK7). Bases 214 to 1122 code for a protein of 302 amino acids. Gene Ontology annotation, cellular component: nucleus. The record is from RefSeq and is a predicted model, not a curated record. Gene Ontology annotation, molecular function: protein serine/threonine kinase activity; ATP binding. Gene Ontology annotation, biological process: peptidyl-serine phosphorylation. The transcript has 10 exons. NCBI's taxonomy places the organism in Eukaryota, Metazoa, Chordata, Lepidosauria, Squamata, Candoiidae.
UUCUCUCUCUCUUCCUUCAGCCCGUAGUGUCGCCAGUCGGCAGCACUUGCAGGAAGGACCCGGACUUCCUGCGAGUGCAGCCGGCUGGGACGGUAGCUUGAAAAGAGAGAAAAAGUUCCCGGCUGUUGUUUUGGCUUUGCAAGAAAACAAGAGAACAGCCAGCCAGUUAAUUCUUGGCCAGCUAGUUAUUCAAAAGUAUUGUGAUUUGAAAUAAUGGAUGAACAGUCGCAAGGCCUGCCAGGUCCUCCCGUGUCUCAGUUUCAACCACAGAAAGCCUUACGACCUGACAUGGGCUACAAUACUCUAGCCAACUUUCGGAUAGAAAAGAAGAUUGGUCGUGGACAGUUUAGUGAAGUGUACAGAGCAACGUGCUUGUUGGAUGGUGUGCCAGUAGCUUUAAAAAAAGUGCAGAUAUUUGAUUUAAUGGAUGCAAAAGCUCGUGCUGAUUGUAUCAAGGAAAUAGAUCUUCUUAAGCAAUUGAACCACCCAAAUGUAAUCAAAUAUUAUGCAUCAUUUAUUGAAGACAAUGAACUAAACAUAGUGCUGGAAUUAGCAGAUGCUGGAGACCUUUCUAGGAUGAUCAAGCAUUUUAAGAAGCAGAAGAGGCUGAUCCCAGAAAGGACAGUUUGGAAGUACUUUGUUCAGCUGUGCAGUGCCUUGGAACAUAUGCAUUCCCGGCGUGUCAUGCAUCGAGACAUAAAGCCAGCAAAUGUAUUCAUUACUGCUACAGGAGUAGUAAAACUUGGAGAUCUUGGAUUGGGAAGAUUUUUCAGCUCUAAAACCACAGCUGCACAUUCUCUAGUGGGAACACCUUAUUAUAUGUCUCCAGAGAGAAUCCAUGAAAAUGGAUAUAACUUCAAAUCAGAUAUCUGGUCUCUAGGAUGUCUGUUAUAUGAGAUGGCUGCAUUGCAAAGCCCCUUCUAUGGUGACAAAAUGAACUUGUAUUCCUUAUGUAAAAAGAUAGAACAAUGUGACUAUCCACCCCUUCCAUCAGACCACUACUCAGAAGAACUCCGACAAUUAGUUAAUAUCUGCAUCAACCCAGAUCCAGAGAAACGACCGGAUAUAACCUAUGUUUAUGAUGUAGCAAAACGCAUGCACGCCCACACAGCUACCAGCUAAAAGACUUGCCCCAUAGGAAGAACAAAAACAAGCUGGGGAAGUUCAAGCAUUGAUGUGCUUUCUUCCCAUUUUUCUUACUUUUGUCUAUUGCUGGACAAAAUUUAGUAUGACUUAUGACUUAUGUGCCAAGAAUGUGUUAACACUUUUGUUACCGAACUUAUAAGUAAAGGCUACUUAUAUUUUUAAGAUAUAAAGUAUGAAAUGGUUUUAAUAAGUAAAUUAUGCUUACAACUUAGGGCAAUUGCAAUUUCAUUUAUAUAUUAUAUAAUUAUUGAAUAAAGGGCAAACAUUUUUAUAUAUUUUCAAUUUUUGUCCAACAUAUCUGAGUUGCAAAUUUGCAUAUGAACUUAACUGUUUAAUUGCUACAAGCAAAACUUUAAAUUCUGUUCUUUGACUUUUGUAAUAAUUUAUGGAUAUGGAUAUGAUGAAUCAGCAUAAUUACUGAAUUUAUUAUUCAUUAGUAAAUUUAUUGUUGGUUUUAUUUCUACCCCUUUCCUGGGCUAUUAAUAGAAUUUUUAAAAAAUAAUUGUUACAGUUUUGCUUGUCAAGAAAAUGUAUAUUUAUUUGCCAUUGAGCUUUAAUGCAGUUUUUGAAUGUGAAAAAGUGGGUUUUUCUUUUUCUGUUUUUUUGGCAGAUUGUCCAACACUGGGGGGAAAAAAGGAGAAGAAAUCCUGUCAAACUGUUUGUUAUCUAGUCUUGUGCAGUAUUGUAACCCCAAUCCCUAACCUUGAUUUCAACAGUUGAGAGGAUUUGCACAAUGUCUAGGAGUCAGAAUCAAUCAUAAGGUUGGAUGGGACCUUGACGAUCACCUGGUCCAGUUCCCUGCUUGAUUUGUAUCGCAGGUUGCCUCUGCUGUGUCCCAGACAGAUGGCUUAAAUGCCUUUCAGAAAAGAGCACUUAACAACUUCCCAAGUCAGCUUGUUCUACUGCCCUAAGGCUCUUGUUGCUAGGUGGGAUCACUCUCCAAAUCUGUAGCUACCAAAAGCAAGCUCCAGUUAUAAAUUAGUUUUCAAGUCAGUAUUAGAGUGCUAAACACAUAAAAUCAGUGCACUGAUAGAGUACUUAACUUUGGGCUGAAUAGUUGUGUAUGUUAAUUGCACUGGCAUAGAUGACUCCAAGAAUCUAAGAGAUUGGGUUUAAAAGAAGUUUGCUUAGAAGAACAAUACUUUCUACAACAUGCACACAUUGGACGAAUCAAGGCCACUUCCCAAGUUGUGAAAUGUAGUUUGUUCAUAGUAACACCCAGCCAUUGCUGAAGUGAUAUAAAACCUGUCCUUAUUACUAUUAUUUUGGCACUCUGUUGCUUGGAUGGCUAUAGAAGAUGGUACAAGUCACAGAAACUGUUGUAAGUGGGGAAAUGACCCAAGUUAUUUAAAUUAUAAGGGAGACUUAAAAUAAAUGGCUGUCAUUUGGAGGAUCCUUCAGAUUGCCUACAUAUGAUAAUGUCUCCGUAUGCUGUGACUCCUAAUGCUGAAUGGAGGUUAUUGUGUGUGUUUAUGUCAUUGGAGCCUAAUGAUAGGAGUAUAUUAUGACUGUUCUAGGAUUAAGCCUCAUGGCAAUAGAUAAUCCACCCCUAGGCAGGAUUUGAUAUGAUUUAUCUAUUACAGUGGAAUCAUCUGGUUUGAAAAUCUUUUAUUAAUUUAAAGGACAGUAAUGUUUUGCAUCUCACUUUAUUAGGAAACAUUAUUUUUGUUUCUGAAAAUAGUUGGCUUGAACUUAAAAAAAAAAAUCAAAUUGGUGAAGUUUGUAUUAGCCUUUAGAAUGUCCUAAAAUGAAAUUGAUCAAUAAAACAAUAAAUGGCAUGUCAUUAUGAAAGGGAAGAAUAUUAUAACUGCAACUGCUUGUGCAGAUAAAGGUCUGAUUGUUUAACAUUUUGAAAAUUAUAAAGAAGCCUUCCCUAAAAUAAUGUCCCCCAGAUGACACGCUGCAAUUCUCAUAAUCCUAGCAUGCGGCAGACAUUUUGAGAUUAGAGGAACAUAUAGAGUUGAUGUCUAGAAUAUCAUAAGAAAGAGGUAAUGAGGAAGCCUUGCAAACUUGCUUUGUGAAUAUUAAUCUCAACAGAUUAGUACCAGUUCACCUUUUAUUUCAGUCACAUUCAUGACCAUAAAACUAUGUGUAAUUUCAUGAUUACAGCCAGCCCUGAUCUGUCCACCUUGCAAUGCUCUAAAAUAAAACAUAAGAUACAUACCCAGCUGUCUUUUAAAAGCUUAGCAACAUUGUCCAUCCCCCUGUUCCUGCUGUUCUAUCCUAGAUAGAAAACUGAUUUUUUAAUCAAGAUUUUUUAUAUAUGAUUGGUGGGAAUAACUAGGAUUGGUGGUCACUAAUUGGACAGGUAUGAAACAUGUUUUUUGUUGCAUCAGCUUAUGUUAAUGUGACUUUAAAUUCUAUGUCCAGUAAUUUUUGGAAUAGAGUUAAAACUGUACUACAAGAUAUAGUCGUAUAAGCUGUGAGGGAGCAGCUUGAAAUUAUGUAUUUUCCCUUAGUGCAUGUCUGCUUUCACAGGAAGAUUUCAAAGGAAAAUGAAAGAUGUCUGUAAGAUUCUUUACAUAUUUUCCUAGGGAUGAGGCUAACAUAAUAUUUGCUUAAAAAACUAAAUAAAAUAAUAUCCCAACCCCUUGUUCCCACCACCACAUUCACACUUUACUGUGCAAAAAUACUUCAGAAUUCUUUAAGUCUAUAUUUUCUCUGUCACCAUUGAAGGGAAGAAGCUGUAGCAUUUAACAAAGUGACAUAAUCUUCAUGUGGCCUUCUGGCAUGCUUAUUUGAAAAAAGGUUUACUGAAUUUUCUCCUAAUGGCACUAAUUGUAGUGUGCAUGCAUAUGUGUAUGUGUGUGCGUAUGACUACCUUAUACAAAAUGCUUUGAGGGAGUUGUUUCUAAAAAUAAAUGUUGGGAAUAAUUAUGAAGUUAAUGCCAAUGUAAACCAAAGACAUAUUUGUAAAAAUCUAUCUGAUACUGAUAAUAAAGUAUGAUGAAUGAGUACUGAAAUUAAUUGCAUAAGUAGAAAAAGUUACAGAUUUCAUAUAUCUGCUGUUAGCAUCAGAGGUAGUGGAUAAGUUUAAGCCUUAUUAAGAAGAGCAGGCUUGCCCCUGAUCCCGCUACAGUACUGGCAAAACCAUUUGCUAUACCAAAGAUCAAGAUAAUAUUUUCUCCUUCCUAGUACCAUCCCUUUCUCAGGAAUCAAGUCACUGUGCAGUGACACAGAAAUCCCAUUCAUGCAUUGCAAUAAAUAGUGAAGGUCCUAUUCAUAGGGCACUAGCUCCAUACAGAACAUUCUGAUAUGGGAACAGCUGUUUUCAAACAAGUUGGACUACAACUCCCAUUGUCCACAGCCAGCAUACCCAGCGGCCAUAUUGGUUGGGGAAGUUGGGGAGGAGAAGCUUCCUAGGCUAAGGAAGCCUCCAUAGAUGAAUUACAUAUUCAAGACUGGCAGUGGAGGAGCUUCCAAUGCCAUCAUUGGAUCACGAUCAAUGCCUUGCUAAGAGAAGAAGGAACCAUCAAAACAGUGCUAGAGCAGAGUAGGAGCCGUUAAACAACCUCCUUGAACUAUUAAUGAUGCUUUGGAAUAUAAAAUAGAUUUCUUAAUAAUAUCUUGAUUUUGGGGGAGGGGUGUGUGUGGGGUAUGACAAUCACAUAUUUGAUCUCACCGAAGUAAUGGAAAGUGGUAACUUGAAUAAGAGGCAAAAAAGAAGUCAAGUUCCUGACAGAAUAAGGUAGGGUGGCUAGCUGUGGCAUUUCUGCCCUGGGCCUUCAUUCUUAGUAGCUGCAUCGUCUGUUCUAGUCAAGGACCAACAGGGCUCCCUGCUAAGAACCAGGAGAACAAUUUACUCCUCCAUCAUUGGGUUACUUCAUCUGGGCUGCAAAUAUCUGGACAAUCACUAAAUGGCAGCAAAGAGCAUAUUUCUGUAUUGUUCUGCUGCUGUCUAGUAGUUUAGCCCACCUGUGUCCAGGCUAAACUCUUUUAUGUACUUAGCAAUUGCUAGAUAACAAAUGCCUUAAUUUUACUUCUGCACUAUAAGAAAAUACAUAUAUUUUUAGAUUCCACAUAUGGAUAGAUACUGUAAUACAUUUGCUAUAUUUAUUUUAACCAAACUGCUGUUUGUGUUAAGUUGCUUCUUUAAAAUGAAUGUAUUCUAUACUAAACAAAACAGAACAAAAUAUGCAUAAUUUGUCUCAGUUUUAUAUCCAGUGGUAGUGUGAUAUUUGUGGCUUUAUGAAUAUUUGUGUGUUGUGUUUGCUUUCUAAAUCUACUCUUGCACAAGGAUUGUACUCAAUGUUUGGAGUUCUAUGUUGUACAAUAUCUUUAUGAAAUACAUAGAUUAAAUAUAUGGUAAAAUAAACCCACCUAUAUUUA